AACGUCAUUAUUGUUGUGUAUAGAAAACGAAAAAAAUUGAUUUUUUAGCUUUGCUGAUAAUAAAAAAGAAAUUUUGGAAAAUUUUGCAAUAAAACAUUAAAAAAUGGGUGCAGCAUUCUUUCCUAUUUUAUUCUUUACUGCUAUAUGGGCUAGCGUGGGAAUUGGUUUGCCAUUGAUGACACCAAAGGGUCCACAUCAAAAUCUUAUACGUUGUACAUUGAUUUUAACUGGAGCGACGUGUUGGUUAUUCUGGCUGUGCUGCUAUAUGGCACAAAUGAAUCCACUAAUUGGACCAAAAUUAAAUCAACAUGCUAUUUAUAUGAUUGCCAAAGAAUGGGGUAAUGGCCUCAAGGAAGGUUAAAUAUUUUGCUACUUCCUGUUGCCUGAUUCACAAAUUUGCAGUAUAGUGAUCCUGAUAGUGAUGAGCAACUAUUAGAAAAUUUUCUCAAUUAGUUUUAAUUUUCCUUGUAUGUAUUAGUUUUUUUUAUGUUUCAAAAUGUCCUGUGUGCAUUCCUCAAAAGCUUAGUAUUCAUUGUAUAUUUUAGUUUUCUUCGAAUUUAUAAACAAAUUUAACCACUAUAAUCUCAACAUUUACCACUGUAUGUUUAUUAAACAAAUGUUAUUGUGAAUUAAAAUAAAUAUAUUAUAAUAAUA
Molecule: messenger RNA, 654 nt
Organism: Lucilia cuprina (Australian sheep blowfly)
Lineage: Eukaryota; Metazoa; Arthropoda; Insecta; Diptera; Calliphoridae
Gene: VhaM9.7-a
Product: V-type proton ATPase subunit e
Exons: 1
Coding region: 104-361 (85 amino acids)
Biological process (GO): proton transmembrane transport
Cellular component (GO): proton-transporting V-type ATPase, V0 domain; plasma membrane proton-transporting V-type ATPase complex
Molecular function (GO): proton-transporting ATPase activity, rotational mechanism
Source: RefSeq, a predicted model, not a curated record